Messenger RNA from Oncorhynchus keta (chum salmon), 6838 nucleotides. RefSeq names its product histone-lysine N-methyltransferase SETD1B-like. Lineage: Eukaryota; Metazoa; Chordata; Actinopteri; Salmoniformes; Salmonidae. The record is from RefSeq and is a predicted model, not a curated record. Bases 151 to 5607 code for a protein of 1818 amino acids. The transcript is spliced from 19 exons. Gene Ontology annotation, cellular component: Set1C/COMPASS complex. Gene Ontology annotation, molecular function: histone H3K4 methyltransferase activity; RNA binding; protein binding.
UAUCGAAUGUGCGGAGUGAUUCAUAAAUAGGCUCCCGUCCCCAGUCCCCAGUCCCCAAUAGUGUAAACUGGAAGGAAAAAAGUGCUAUGACAACAGGUGCACAAUGUAGGUCCGUGGGAGGCAGCUUUCGGUGCAGGUGUGGUGAAUGUAAUGGAAAUCAACCAUCGGGUAAAUCACGGAGAAAAACAUCCUCAGCACUGGAGGAGCUGCAAGUUGAUCGUAGACCCUGCGUUGAAUAAUGGGUUUGAUAAAGUGUAUCGUUACGAUGGGCAUCAUUUCAACAUGCCAGUUCAGGACUUAGGGGCAUUUCCUGUGGAUACUGUCCGGGAUCCCAGAAUCUGUCGUCUUUGGACCAAAUUCAGAGACACUGACCUGCUGGUCCCCAAAUUUAAGAUUGAUGAAUGCUAUGUCGGCCCACCCAAGGAAGUGACAUUUGCCAGGUUAAAUGACAACGUAAGGGAGGGUUUCUUGACUGACAUGUGCAUAAAGUACGGACAGAUUGAGGAAGUGGAAAUCUUCUAUAAUCCUAAAAACAAGAAGCAUUUAGGAAUUGCUAAAGUCAUCUUCGACACAGUCAAGGCUGCAAAGGACACUGUGGAACACCUUCAUGACACCUCUGUCAUGGGGAACAUUAUCCACGUGGAACUUGAUCCAAAGGGUAAAAACAGAAUGCGGUACUUCCAUCUUCUUGUUAGUGGACUCUACACCCCUUCAACAUUGCCACUGGGCAGUGAUGAGCACACCCUCCAACGCCUAACUGAGAGAUUGCAGGACAGCAAACCUCUGCAGAAACUGACUGAUGGGAGUUCAUCAUUGACAAGGUCUAUUUCUAGUCCCACCAGCGUGGCUACACCUCUCUCCCUAGACACAGCCUACUCCAGUAUCUGGCAGGACACACCGGGCAGCUUUGGGCAGACACCCCUCUCUCAGGGCACCCCUCAUACCCCCUGCCUGUCUGGGACCCCCCUCUCUCAGGACUCUUGUUACUCUAGCCAGCACACCACCCCAGUCCACCAAGUCACUCAGGGUGAACACUCCUCAUACGGUGCUCACAGACGCUUGAGGCGCGAAGUCUGCUAUCGUCAACCAGGGAGACCUUAUAUGAGAUCCCACCAUCAGAGCUCAGAGCUGAGCUCUCUCCUCAAACACCUCCAACCUCACCGUCCUCUCCAGCCCCAAACACAGGUUGCUAGCGGCAGCUACAAAUCUUCCGUCUUCUGGUAUCAGAACCGCCUGCCCUCGGGUGAUGAUAACCCUGCCACAGAGCCUCCCCUCCACCUCUCCCUUCCUGAACAAGAGUCCUGGAGGGUGCCCUCUAUACCUCCUGCCUCUGAGGCUUUCCCUCUGAGCAGCAGCUCUGCCAGUGCCACAAGUAUGAACGUGGUACCUCUGAGGGAGAGACCCCAGUCUCCCCCUUCUGGACCCGAUGCGUGCCUUAUAGAACCGCCCCCUUCCCCUCCCAAUAACUCUCCUGGAAGCCUCAUCCCAGAGGCAGAGAGCCACAGCCUGGACUCACGCAUUGAGAUGCUUCUCAGCAAGACUCAGAGUUCCUGCCUUCCUCUACAUGGUGAAAGGGGUUUGGAUGCUGAAGUGCACUCUCAGGACAGCCCUGUUUCCCCAUUCUCCCCUGCCUCGAUGUACUCUCCUGAAUCUGACCACACCCCAGCCCGUAGUGGAUCUCCUGUGAACUGUACCCACCCCACCACCAGUGAUGGUCUGGAGGAUGUUAGUCCCACUCCCCUCCCUGAGUGGGAAGGAGACGAGUCCCUUCCAGGGAUGUCUUCUCUAAUAUGGACCUCACAGCCCCCCUGCCCUCCUGGGACGCUCUCUCUCACUCAAAGGGAGAGAAGUAAAGGAACAGAGAUGGACCAUGCAGAUCAGUCAACCUCUAGUGAAAAGUAUAUGGGACGGGCACUCCAUUCCUUAUCAUUUUCUCAGGGUCUCCAUUUGCCAGGGGAAGACAAGGACAUCUCAAAUGCGGGGCAAUCUGGAAUGUCGAAUCUCAAAAGCCAUUGUUCCAGGAGCAUCACAGUCAUUCCCUCCUUGCGACAGCCUCUUCCAAUCUCCUCUCUCAAUCACCCUGCUCCAAUCCCUCCCUACAAUCCUCACUCUUCAGUUCCCUCUUCCAAUCCUCCCCCAUCAAUCACCCACUCCAACCUCCCCAUUCGAUUCUCUCCCUCCAACCCUCACCCUCAAAUCCACCCUUCCAUCCAUCCCAUUUCUGCUCCUCUUUCUAUUCCAAUCCCACCUCCAAGAUUCCAUCUGCUUCCUCCACACAUUCCUCCCCCUCUCACUAUCCUUGGGCCUCCUCCAACUAUGGCAGCCCCCCCCUCUAUCCUACAUCCAGUUUACCCAUAUCCCUUGAAUACGCUGCACACUGUGCAUAUGGACAAGGUGAAUGGUCUGCCUGGGUGUGGCAGUGUGCCAGUGUCUUUUACUGGGCAACCCUGGCCCCUGCCUCCCUUCAUGCCCACCUUCAACCCCUCUGUGCCCCCGCCAGGCUACCUGCCUCUGCAGGAGGACCCUCAUAAGGCCACAGUGGAAAAGGUGCUGGCUGUCAUUACGGAGGAGCUUAAGUCCAUCGUGAAGAGAGACAUCAACCGUAAAAUGGUUGAGGGGGUAGCCUUCAGGGCGUUUGAUGAGUGGUGGGAUGGCCAGGAGCUGAAAGCUAAGAUUGCUGUAAGUCUUGUGAAUGCCAGAGAGGGUAGAGUGGAGGUCAGGGCCAAACCAAGAGACUCCCUAAGACAGAACAUUGGCCCACGUGGUGCCACCAACCUGCCUUCCUUCAAGGUAAAGAAGAAAGAGUCCGACGAAUCGACUGCCUCAGAGGACCCCAAAAGAAAGUGUCCCUACACACCUGUUAAUGAUGCACAUGAGAGUGCUGAGCUGGAGAGAAACAUAACGAAUCACACAUUGGACAGGUCCCCAAAAACUGGAACUAUUCCAGCUGUGAGGCGAAGACAUGCAAGGCCACUGGAGCUGGACAGUGAGGGGGAAGAGGAGAGCAAAGAGAAAGAGGGGGAGCCAACAAGAGACAAAGAGGAGGAUACUGUGGAAGCAGACAAGGUUCCCCAACGCCAGCAGAGGGAUGAAAAUGAUGACAGUGAACAAAAAGAGGAAGAAGUGGACGAGGAUGAAGAUGAUGAUGAAGAUGAUGAAGAUGUGCUCUUCUCUAAAGUUACAAGAGGAUUACAGUCUCCAAAUGAGGAAGUUGCCAGGGUAAGCCUCUCAGAGGUAGAGUCUUACUCCUCAGAAGACAGUGAAUACCUCUCAGAGUCUGACUCCUCUGACUCCUCCUUUGAGGAAAGUGAAGACUUCUCAGACUAUGACUCCAGUUCUGACCAGGAGACAGAGGAAGAGGAGGAGACCGAUGAAGAUGCUGAUGAGGUCAACAGGGAGGUAGAGUGUGUGGUGUUGUCAUCAGAUGAGGAGGAGAUGGAUCUGGAGCCCCCGGCCACACCCUCAGCCCCUCUUACCCCAGGCACGGAGCUGGACCUACUGGAUGGGUCAGAGCCGGUCCUGAGGGAUCAACCUUGGGAGGAGAAGCACUCAGUCUGUCUGACUCGAGAUUUCUUUGGGCGCACCAGCUGCACAAGCCGACCUGACCCAGGGAUGGAGCUCCUGUCCAGUGAGCACCACCAUGAUCUCCAGGCCCCCUCACCCAUAGGACUGCCAGCAGUGGUGGAGCCUGACUUUGCAGUGGAGAUAGAUAGCCCUGAAUGGAGCGUUGAGUCACCAGAUAACGUGGAGAACCUCCGGCCUCUCACCCCCACUGGCUCUCUGGGGGACAGCGACUCAGACCUACUGUUCAAGAGCAAACCAACCCCCCCUGCUGUGGAGGAGGUGGAACUGCCACACACUCCUGGUCGGGGAGCAGAGCCCCUCCUUGAGAGUGAGGAGGACUCUAUGGACCACCUCCUCUCCUUUUCCCCCACAGACAGUGAGCCUUUGUCCCAGAGCCGCCCCACUCAUCCCCCUGCCUUAGCCUCGUACCCAACAUACGAGGACAUGCCCAAAACACCAGGGAGAGAUGAGAGGGGUCUAUGGAAUCCCCUUACCCCCUGGAGGGUGCCAGUGACACCGGGCAGAGAGCCAGGCCUCACAGAGGGAGGCCCAGGGUUUAGUCCCACUCCCUGUAACCCUUUCCCCCUCCCCUCCCUGUGCACCGGCCUCUACAUCAGGACCCCACAAACUCCUGGGAGGGACUUCAUCCCAACCAAGAGAACACACAGGAAUACCACCGUUAUGUUGGCCUCUUCACAGAGGACUAAUGGUGCUCCUUUAUCCUGUGAUGAAAUGCUUACAGACUCACCUGUUUUAGCUUCUUCUCCUAGCAGCCUGUCUGAGUCAUCAGCAGAGACUUCUGGCCAUGGGUAUGUGUGGCUUGAUCCUAAUCCUGGGUCCCAGAGGAAGUUACCCCUGCAGGGCCUGGAGAACUGGUUAGGGCUGGCGGAUGUGGAGAACCAGAGAGAGAUGGAGAAGUGCUCCUGGAGGAGGGUACAACCAAGAAUGAGGCGGAAGAUGAGGCGGAAGAUGAGGCGGAGGAUGAGGCGAUGGCAAAGGAUGAGGUCAGUGCAGAGAGCCAUGCCCUCUGUCUUCUCGGCCAGUCCCUGUCGUCGGUCACGAAGUGAGGAGAUGACUGUCCUCCACAGUGUCUGGAAGGAGGGCCUGGAUGAGGAGGAUUCCAAGCUGCUGCAGGUCACCUAUGACAGGCUGCUACAGCAGGACAAUGGCUUCAGCUGGCUCAGUGACACUCUCUGGGUCCCCCACCCUCAUAUCCUUUACUACAGAGCUACUAACUGUUGCAAAUUGAAAUUAAUUAAGAAUUGCAUACAUAUUCCUCUAUACAUCAGUGAAUUAUUGUCUAGUUCCCUUGACCCCUUUGCACUCACCAGAGUCUUGACGGAGAAGAGGAAGGAGCUCAAUGAUUGGAUGUGGGACCAUGUGACAGGAUCUGCCCGCAGCGAGGGCUUUUACAAAAUCAGCAAGAAUGACAAAAUAAAAUACCUCAACAGCACGUGUUUGAAUACAGACCAGCCCUCUGCAGACACCCAGGGGGUGGGUCUUUCAAGCCAGCCACACCCUUCCCUGCGGUCUGAGUUCAGGUCUGAACAACGCCGUCUGCUCUCCUCCUUCAGCUGUGACAGUGACCUGCUCAGGUUUAACCAGCUUAAGUUCCGCAAGAAGAGGAUUCGUUUCUGCCGCAGUCACAUCCAUGACUGGGGCCUGUUUGCCCUGGAGCCCAUAGCAGCAGAUGAGAUGGUGAUUGAGUAUGUGGGCCAGUGCAUCAGACAGGUGAUUGCAGAUAUGCGGGAGAAGCGCUAUGAAGAUGAGGGGAUUGGGAGCAGCUACCUGUUCCGGGUCGAUCAGGAUACCAUCAUCGACGCCACUAAAUAUGGGAACUUGGCCAGAUUUAUCAACCACAGCUGCAAUCCUAAUUGCUAUGCAAAAAUAAUCACAGUGAAAUCCCAGAAGAAGAUAGUGAUCUACUCCCGGCAGCCCAUCAGUGUCAAUGAGGAGAUCACGUAUGAUUACAAGUUCCCCAUCGAGGAUGAGAAGAUUCCCUGUCUGUGUGGAGCAGAGAACUGCCAGGGCUCCCUCAACUGAACUGUGAACCCUUGUCUCCAGCCCCCCUCUCAAGCACUCCUGACUGUCCUGCUGCCUUACAGUUCCUGACAUAGGAAUAAUAAUACCUCCCUUUCCAACCAAGGUUCAUGAAGAGUGGAGCAAGCUGAAGAUUCAAAGAUGUUCAGCAACUCUUGGGCAGACAAUUGAAGUUCCUUUAAAAAAAGUUAUUUAUUGUUAAAACAGUUUGCGGAAAAAACACACACCCCCUGCACCAGGGAUGGGCGCUGUUCUCCUCUCCCUUAAAAUUACUACACAGGGUGGGGUAUGAUAUUGCCUUGCCCUGUAGAGGUGAUUCACAGGGUGGGGUAUGAUAUUGCCUUGCCCUGUAGAGGUGAUUCACAGGGUGGGGUAUGAUAUUGCCUUGCCCUGUAGAGGUGAUUCACAGGGUGGGGUAUGAUAUUGCCUUGCCCUGUAGAGGUGAUUCACAGGGUGGGGUAUGAUGUUGCCUUGCCCUGUAGAGGUGAUUCACAGGGUGGGGUAUGAUGUUGCCUUGCCCUGUAGAGGUGAUUCACAGGGUGGGGUAUGAUAUUGCCUUGCCCUGUAGAGGUGAUUCACAGGGUGGGGUAUGAUGUUGCCUUGCCCUGUAGAGGUGAUUCACAGGGUGGGGUAUGAUGUUGCCUUGCCCUGUAGAGGUGAUUCACAGGGUGGGGUAUGAUGUUGCCUUGCCCUGUAGAGGUGAUUCACAGGGUGGGGUAUGAUGUUGCCUUGCCCUGUAGAGGUGAUUCACAGGGUGGGGUAUGAUGUUGCCUUGCCCUGUAGAGGUGAUUCACAGGGUGGGGUAUGAUAUUGCCUUGCCCUGUAGAGGUGAUUUCUUGUGCAAAUGUGUACAUGACGAGUUAAAUGUUUUCAUUCAUGAGAGCUAAUGAAGAUGUAUUCAGCUUGUGUCAAGCAUUUUAUUAAGUUAUUUUGGUAAUUGUUCUCUCAGGUUGGUUGUUUUAGGCAGAGUGGUCACUAUAUUUAUAAAUCAUUUGGUUCAUUAUGUCUUUUUCACAAGUUCUCUCUCGCACACACAAACACUGUGAAUGAGGAAGGAGUCACAAUGCAGUUGUAUUUUUAUUACAUGCACUUAAAAAUGUAUGCUGAAAGUAUCCAAAGUAAAAAAGUUUACGAAAGCAAUUGGGGGAAUCAAGAUGAACAAGUAAAGUGUAAAAAAUACUUUUAGUUCAUGGAAAGGAUACAAUAAACUGACAUGUUGUCAUUGUGCAUCUUA